Molecule: messenger RNA, 1759 nt
Organism: Myripristis murdjan (pinecone soldierfish)
Lineage: Eukaryota; Metazoa; Chordata; Actinopteri; Holocentriformes; Holocentridae
Gene: ift38
Product: clusterin associated protein 1
Exons: 14
Coding region: 159-1484 (441 amino acids)
Biological process (GO): cilium assembly
Cellular component (GO): cilium; intraciliary transport particle B; microtubule organizing center
Source: RefSeq, a predicted model, not a curated record
CUUGUUUGUCUGCGCCGGCAUCCGUACUGGUGUCGGUUUCCAUAGAUACGGUCGGACGGGUUUGCUUUUUAUAUACCCUGUCAAAGCAACGGAAGGAGUCUGUUAAUGUGAUUGCACUCUUCCGGUUUAUAGGGUGGUCCAGUGCCUACCGGAUCAAAAUGUCCUUCAGAGACUUACGAAAUUUCACUGAAAUGAUGAGGGCGUUGGGCUAUCCUCGCCUGAUAUCCAUGGAGAACUUCAGAACACCAAACUUCACUCUAGUGGCAGAAAUACUAGUCUGGCUUGUAAAGAGAUAUGAGCCCCAGAUGGACAUUCCCACUGAUGUGGACACUGAGUCAGACAGAGUAUUCUUCAUCAAGGCCGUGGCGCAGUUCAUGGCAACUAAGGCUCACAUCAAGCUGAACACCAAGCGUCUGUACCAGGCUGACGGCUACGCAGUGAAAGAGAUGCUGAAGAUCACCUCGGUGCUGUACAGUGCCAUGAAGACCAAGGAGAUGGCGCUGGGAGACCAAGUCGAGGAGGACAAGAGCAAGUUCAAGUUUGACCUCAGCUCUCGGAUUUCAGACCUCAGAGCAGCUUGGCAGCUGGCAUCAGAGAUCAACUCGAAAGGAGCCUCUCUGUACGACUUACUGGGCAAGGAGGUGGAGCUAAGGGAAAUGAGGACUGCGGCUAUUGCUAGACCUCUGGAGAUCAGCGAGGCUGAGAAGGCCCUGAGAGCAGCCAUCAAGGAGGUUUUGGGAAGUGUGGAGAAAACCAAAGACAAGCUGAAUGACGUAGUGUCUGAUGAGACCAGUUUGGAUGCCAAGAUAGAAAAGAAGAAGCAGGAGCUGGAGAGGAAUCAGAAGAGGCUCCAGACACUGCAGAGCGUCAGGCCGGCGUUCAUGGAUGAGUAUGAGAAGAUUGAGGAGGAGCUCCAGAAGCAGUACGAGACCUAUGUGGAGAAGUUCCGGAACCUCAGCUUCCUGGAGUCCCAGCUAGAGGAAUAUCAUAGAAUAGAGCAGGAGAGGUUCGAGGAGGCUGAAAACAUUCUUAGGAUGAUGCAGCACAAACUCAGGGAGGAGGAGAGGAACCAGAUGAAGAGUUCCUUGAAAGAUGAGGACUCUGACAUGGAUGUUCUAGAGGAUGAAGGAACAGACAGUGACAUGGAAGAGUACCGGCCUCCUAAACCACGGCUCACCAGAAACACCACAACAGGAAGAGGAGGAGCUCGAUUCAUCGGGAAUAUGCAGGGUGGUGACAGUGAUGAGCCCCGUGUAGAUGUUUCCAGAAGCUCAUACCCUCAUGCCAACAUGCGGCGGAAAGGAAAGACGGACGACAGCGAGAUCGACGUGGACGAGGAUGAUGAAGAGGAUGAGGAAGGGGAGGAGGAGGAGAGCAAGGAUCUAGAGGAUGACAGUCUGGAGGGCCCAGUGUCCAAAGCUGCUCGUCCACCUAGGGGGGGCCUGAGACCCCCACUACUGGAGGAGAGCGACAAUGACUUCUGAAUGCACAAAACACACACACACACACACAUAUAUAUACAUACACAAAUGAGCGGCAACCACACAGUCAUUGUCAUGUGUGUAUGUUCAAUCCAGCUCCUAACAGACCAUCUGCACAGACAAAUCAGAACAUUCCUUUAUUCUUAGAUAUAUGCAUUAUUAUAUUGUUUCCAAGGUGCACUGUGUUGAUAUUGCCACAUGUCUUGCAUCAGUAUACCAAUUAUUUUUGCAUAUUUGUAUAAAGUCUUUAGUCAAAUAAAAUGGUAAUUGUUUAAUGU